This is a messenger RNA of Vitis vinifera (wine grape), 564 nucleotides long. RefSeq names its product EP1-like glycoprotein 4. The record is from RefSeq and is a predicted model, not a curated record. The coding region runs from base 1 to 564 and encodes 187 amino acids. The transcript has 3 exons. NCBI's taxonomy places the organism in Eukaryota, Viridiplantae, Streptophyta, Magnoliopsida, Vitales, Vitaceae.
AUGUCAACAGCUCCUAUGACAUGUCAUUCAACACUUCUCUUCCAAGACGUAUAUUCUCCACAGCUUGUGUGGUCUGCUAAUCGAAACCGUCCAGUUCGAUUUAAUGCUACUCUACGACUCACUGAAGAUGGAAAUUUGAUCUUAGCAGAUGCUGAUGGCACUUUUGUUUGGUCUACAAACACAGCCGGCAAGUCUGUUUCAGGCUUAAACUUGACUGAAACUGGGAACCUUGUGCUGCUUGACCGAAACAAUGAAAUGGUGUGGCAGUCUUUUGAUCUCCCCACUGACACCUUAGUCCUUCAACAGAAGUUGGUUCCUGGGAAGAAGCUCAUCUCCAGCGUAUCUGCAUCAAAUUGGACUCAUGGUUUGUUUUCACUUUCCCUUACGAAUUAUAGUGUUGCUGCUUACAACAGAAUUUGGAAGGCAAUUGAUAAACUUCCUUUAGUUCCAGGUGUGCUUGAGAUUGUAGGCAUUGGCAACACUGGGGUAUGGAAGUUGGUACUGAGUAACAAGGUUGAUGAGGACCAAGAUGUGCAGUGGGUUCAUAGAUCGAUUGGUGACUAA